This is a messenger RNA of Gadus morhua (Atlantic cod), 4182 nucleotides long. RefSeq names its product ddb1 and cul4 associated factor 5 (gene dcaf5). NCBI's taxonomy places the organism in Eukaryota, Metazoa, Chordata, Actinopteri, Gadiformes, Gadidae. The record is from RefSeq and is a predicted model, not a curated record. Gene Ontology annotation, molecular function: protein binding. Bases 150 to 2879 code for a protein of 909 amino acids. Gene Ontology annotation, biological process: negative regulation of fatty acid biosynthetic process. The transcript has 9 exons. Gene Ontology annotation, cellular component: Cul4-RING E3 ubiquitin ligase complex; cytoplasm.
CAGGGGGAGAAAGAGCGACGUUGCACCGGAGCAGGAAGCUCCCCGGUAUGGGUAGAGCAGCACAACGUCGGCGGCGCACACAGACUGCGGGGGAGCCAGCAGCGUGAUGUAGUGGAGGGAUUAAGCAGCACAGUCGUGCGCGAUAACCCAUGCAACAGAACCGCGAUAGCGCCGACAGACAGCCGAGCCAUGUCGACGGGGGAACAGUAGGAGAGGUUCGCAGGAAGGGGAAAAUGAAGGAGCUGAAGGGAUGCGGUAUGCGCUCUUGCCUGGGCUUUCUGUCCCAGAGACGGCUCCGUGGACAGCCCCUGAUGAAGGAGGACUUCCAGAGACGCAGGCUGGCCGGCUGCACAAGUCUCUUCAAGAAGGACCUGCUGGGACACUUCGGCUGUGUCAACGCCAUUGAGUUCUCCAACAACGGAGGGGACUGGUUGGUGUCCGGUGGAGACGACCGGCGUGUGCUCCUAUGGCACAUGGAGAAAGCCAUCCAUGGGCGCACCAAGCCUGUCAAACUGAAAGGAGAGCACCUGUCCAACAUCUUCUGCCUGGCCUUCGACAGCACCAACACCAAAGUGUUCUCUGGAGGAAAUGACGAGCAGGUGAUCCUACACGACGUGGAGAGGGGGGAGACGCUGAACGUGUUCCUGCACAUCGACGCGGUGUACAGCCUGUCCGUCAGCCCCGUCAACGACAACGUGUUCGCCAGCUCGUCGGACGACGGCCGCGUCCUCAUCUGGGACACCCGCGAGCCGCCGACCGGGGAGCCCUUCUGUUUGGCCAGCUACCCGUCCGCCUUCCACAGCGUCAUGUUCAACCCCGUGGAGCCCCGCCUCCUCGCCACCGCCAACUCCAAGGAAGGCGUCGGCCUCUGGGACAUCCGCAAGCCCCGCAGCUCCCUGCUCCGCUACGGCGGGAACAUGUCCCUGCAGAGCGCCAUGAGCGUGCGCUUCAACAGCACGGGCACCCAGCUGCUGGCGCUGCGGCGCCGCCUGCCGCCCGUCCUCUACGAGCUGCACUCCCGCCUGCCCAGCUACCAGUUCGACAACCAGGGCUACUUCAACUCCUGCACCAUGAAGAGCUGCUGCUUCGCCGGAGACAAGGACCAGUACAUCCUGUCGGGAUCUGAUGACUUUAACCUCUACAUGUGGAAGAUCCCUAAAGACCCUGCGGCUGGCCGGGUGGUGAACGGGGCCUUCAUGAUCCUCAAAGGCCACCGCUCCAUCGUCAACCAGGUCCGCUUCAACCCCCACACCUACAUGAUCUGCUCCUCGGGCGUGGAGAAGGUCAUCAAGCUGUGGAGCCCCUACCAGCAGCCCGACAGCCUGGGGGACCUGGAGGGGCGCGUGGAGGACCGGUCCCGCUCCCUCUACACCCACGAGGAGUACAUCAGCCUGGUGCUGAACAGCGGCAGCGGCCUGUCCCACGACUACGUCAGCCAGUCCAUCCAGGAGGACCCGCGCAUGAUGGCCUUCUUCGACUCGCUGGUCCGCCGCGAGAUCGAGGGCUGGAGCUCCGACUCGGACAGCUACCUGAGCGACGGCGCCAUCCUGCAGCUGCACGCCCGCGGCCGCCGCUCCACGCGCCCCGCCGCCACGGCCGCCGCCGCCAGCGUGGCGAGCGCCGCCGUCGCCGCCGCCGUCGCCGCCGCCACGGCGACCUCCGCCGCCGCCGCGGGCAACGCCGCCUCGUCCUCCGCCGCCGCCGCCGCCGGUCGCCACGGCAGCAACGACAACGCCGCCGGAGGGGGGAGCUCGUCGUCCUCCUCGCUGGUGGGGCCGGACGCCUCCGGAGGGGAGGAGCCGGUGGCGGUGGAGGGGGCGGGGCGUCAGAGGAGGCGGGGCCGGCGGCAGCGGCACCACUCGGGGUUCCUCCUGGACCUGGUGAACGAGGACUCGGACUCCAGCGAGUUCUGGCUGGACCCCAUGCCCCGCCCCCGCUCGCCCAGCCCCCGGGGGAACGCCGCCCUGACCAGCACCCCCAGCUCCUCCCCCUCGGUGCCCGGGGGGGCGUCGUCCUCCAGCUCCUCGUCCUCCAGCUCCUCCUCCUCGUCCUCCUCCUCCUCCUCGUCCAGCAGCGACGGGGGGGCGCAGCAGAGGCAGCGGCUCCGCAACGCCAAGCGCAGCGUGCUGCGCCGCCGCCGCCUGCUGGCCGCCGCGCGCGCCGGCGAGCGCUCGGACUCCGCCCAGGCGCUGUUCUCGGCGCUGGACUCCUGCGGCUACCCGGAGAUCACCGUGGAGGACCCGGCGUCCGCGGGCUCGUCCUCCUCGUCCUCCUCCUCCUCCUCUUCCUCCUCCAGCGGGGAGGAGCAGCGGCGGGCCCGGAGGAGGAGGAAGAGGAGGCGCAGGGCGGGCUCCCGCGGGGAGGACGGGCCCCUCAGCCCGUCGGACUUUGUGUGUUCCAGUCCGGUCAUGUCCCCGCGGAGCCCGGGGGGCGACCUCCUCCUCCUCCACCACCACCACCAGCCCCCCCGCCCGGAGGACGACGAGGAGGAGGAGGAGGGCGGGGGGGGCCCCAGGCCGCGCUCCCGGGCCGGGGUCCGGGUCAGCGGGGCCAACAGGGGGGCCCUGGAGAGCUCGGACAGCAUGGAGGAGUGUGUCGGCGUGCGGGGCGCCGUGAACAUUACCCGGGUGUCCCCGUGCCCCCUGAGCCCCGGGAUGAACGGGCAGCACCGGACACCCCUGUCGGACCUGGGCCCCGGGGGCUCUGCGGGGCCGGACCCCGGGGGCCCCAGGGAGGAGAAGAUGGGAGUCAGGCUCCAGAAGGAGGAGGGCCCCUCCUCAUCCAAAGCCCAAGCACAGAGCACUCUGAAACGGACGUACACCUGCGCCCGGGAGGGCGAGGCGGGGGCUUCCCCCACGGAGAAAAAGACUAAGACUUGAGCUGUUGUUUUUGUUUUGUUUUAUGAGUGAUUUUGAAAUGGCGGUCCUGAAAGUGAAGUUCUGGUUCCGCUAGUGGUUAUGAUGGACCGCCGUACAUUUUAAUUUUGUUGUGUUCAAUUUCAUGAAAUUAGUCCUUGUCUCUGUAAAAAAAAAAAAAAAGAUAAAUAUUGAAAAAAGGAUGCUAAACAAAUUUCUAGUUCUUACUCUGAACAAAUAUACCAGCCUGUGUUUGGUAUAAAGUCACGUACAUUUUUUUGCGAUCACAAUUUUUUAUUUUUUUUUUAAUACAGAUUAACAGACAGAAGUGCGACUAUACUUGCGAAUAGAUACAGAGAAGUGUAUGGAUAAAAAGAAAAGAGAAGAAAGAAAAGGAAAAAAAAUAAAAAUAAAAUAGAAAUGUGCCAAAGGUUACAAGAACUAGCCAGUGUAAACAACAAAAUAAUGCAUCCCUAAUUUGUCAAAACACACAGACCGACAGACAGACAAACCCACACCCACCAGGGAGAUUCUGUGGGUUUACUUAAGCAAGAUUAUGGGAAAGGGAUCACUUUAAAAAUUCUUUCAGAGAAUUAGCGGCAGAGGGCCAGUUGUUUAAAUUGGUCUCAGUAGCCUUAUUAAUCCGAGCAGUUGAAAGUUCAAGAUAAAUUGCAUCCAAAAAGGUGAGGACCCAGUGUCUGAUGACAAAGGCGUGGGGAGGCUUCCAUCGCACCGCAACCAUCUUUUUGGCAGCUGUCAGGCCUGCCAGUGCUAUGCGUAUUUUAAGCUUGGUGAUAUUGAGCCUCGCGAAAUCAUUUAACAGAAGGACCGAAAGUCACUGGUAUUGUUACAGAUAGUAUGUCAGACAUUACGGAUGCCACUUUAGCCCAGAAUCGUGACGGUGGUGGACAAUCCCACAUCAUGUGAAGGAAAGUGCCAGGAGGUUUCAAAGUGCAUAAACUACAGAAGGGAUCAAUUUUAACCUUCACACAGUAGAGUUUGCGUGGCGUUAAAUAUGUUCUAUGAGCAUAAUUAAAGUGAUUUGUUGAUGGUCGGGAUUAUGAGGAGCCUCCUUUAUGUUUAACCACACCUCUCUCCAUUCAAAAUUUGGGACCUGAUCUGGGCAGUCACUUCUCCAUACUCUGUCUAGGGGUAGAUCAACAUAUGAGGCCUCCAAAAAAAACCAUAUACAGUGUGGACCCCAUACCCCUGUUUUUACCCAGUACUGUAAACGAGUUAUACAUUGGAUAAGUAGGCAAAGGUUGUUGCCAUGGGACACUGUGCUUUAAGAGCUGAUCUGAGCUGCAAAUAAAAGAAAAACAAAUAA